AUGGCUACUGCAAUCCCCUCCAUAGCCUGCAUAGGCAUUAUCGGCCGCAACAAUAACCCUCUACAUAUCUCGAUCUUCCCCUCCCACAACCCCUCAACAAACACCUUCGCCCCGAUCCGUACUCCCCUCCAGUUCUCCCUCCUGCUGUCCUCAACCCUUGACGUCUUUGAACUGCGCCACAACAGCAGCAACGCCAACGCUGCCGGCGCUGUUACAGGAAGCGGCUCCGGUCUGUCAGGCGAGAUUGGCCUCCUUCAUGCCGUGGACGAACGGCUCGCUGCAUACGGCUGGGAGACGAACACCGGCGUGAAGAUCGUCGUGGUGGUCGACAUGCGUGGGCGAAGUGUCGGCGGCGGCGGUGGUAAUGACGUCGCUGGCAAUGCUGCUGCGAAGGGGCGGGGGGCCGUUGGGCUCCGGGAGCAGGAGCUGCGCGUUGUGUUUAGGGCGGUGCAGAGCGCGUAUGUAAGACUGCUGCAGAAUCCGUUCUACGAGCCUGACGACCAUUCGCCGAUUUCUGGGCGCGGAGGCAGGGCGAUCAAGAGCAAGAAGUUCGAGGGUGAUGUCAGGAGGAUCGGGGAGGCGUGGACCCCUGGUGUCACGAGCCUGUGA
Colletotrichum truncatum is the source of this 609-nucleotide messenger RNA. RefSeq lists its product as uncharacterized. Lineage: Eukaryota; Fungi; Ascomycota; Sordariomycetes; Glomerellales; Glomerellaceae. The record is from RefSeq and is a predicted model, not a curated record. Gene Ontology annotation, cellular component: cytoplasm; nucleus; TRAPP complex. Gene Ontology annotation, biological process: endoplasmic reticulum to Golgi vesicle-mediated transport.